Messenger RNA from Juglans microcarpa x Juglans regia, 847 nucleotides. Its product is annotated as UPF0548 protein At2g17695. The record is from RefSeq and is a predicted model, not a curated record. The transcript is spliced from 5 exons. Bases 38 to 793 code for a protein of 251 amino acids. NCBI's taxonomy places the organism in Eukaryota, Viridiplantae, Streptophyta, Magnoliopsida, Fagales, Juglandaceae.
CUACUUACAUUGUCUUGAUCUUUUCAUUUCGUAUAGAAUGAAUGUUGAGUGCAGUUUCUUUAUCAAACGCAUUCGAUUGCCUGUUUGUUGUAUUUCUGGCGUACAACUAUCCCCUUUUUUUCUCGCGAACUCUGUAAAUUCGAGCUGCCGCAGGGAUGGUUUUCCUAUGCUGGGAUCGGCCCUCUCCUCAAGAACAGAAGGCCUGCAUCAACAACUUAUUAUCACCAGGUCAGGUGCAUUCAACUAUGACUCUAAAUUCAGAGGAGCUACUGCUAAGCCUUUGUCUUAUCUCCAAGAAGACAAGGAGCUCUCAAAAGACGGUUUCUUACUAAACCACGCGCGUGUCUUAGUUGGUUCUGGUCUAGAGACUUAUGAAAAGGGUAAAAGCGCUCUUCAGACUUGGAGGCAUUUUGGACUUGAUUGGGCAUUUGUUGAUCCCAAGACUCCCAUUCAGAGUGGAGUCAAAUUCUGUGUUUGCCUCAAGGAGUUUCUCCCAUGGGUCAUGAUGCCUCUUGAGGUUGUGUAUGUACAUGAAACUAGAAAAGCUAACAAGGCCUUGGCUUCUUUUGGAUUUGGUAGCGGUACCCUUCAAGGCCACCUUCUGGCUGGGGAAGAACGUUUCUCAAUUGAGUUGGAUGAGAACAACCAAGUGUGGUAUGAAAUACUUUCCUUAUCGAAACCUGCCCACUUUUUGUCAUUUAUUGGGUAUCCAUAUGUUAAACUACGGCAAAAGUACUUUGCUCAUCAAUCUACCAAUGCAGUUGUGAAACAUUCGACUGCUUCACAGCAGUGAUGUGAAUGCGAAUGUGAACUCCUGAUCUUAAAAAAUUUUCAGCCCUUCUUCGCU